Molecule: messenger RNA, 1938 nt
Organism: Ogataea parapolymorpha DL-1
Lineage: Eukaryota; Fungi; Ascomycota; Pichiomycetes; Pichiales; Pichiaceae
Product: Lysophospholipase 1
Exons: 1
Coding region: 1-1938 (645 amino acids)
Biological process (GO): glycerophospholipid catabolic process
Cellular component (GO): extracellular region; intracellular membrane-bounded organelle; plasma membrane
Molecular function (GO): A2-type glycerophospholipase activity
Source: RefSeq, a predicted model, not a curated record
AUGCAUUUCUCUAUCCUCCUCUUCUUGAGCUUGGCAAACGCGUGGUCGCCCACCAACUCCUAUGCCCCAGGAGAGGUUGAGUGUCCAUCCUAUCUAAACGAGUCGGAAUACAACACGAAUGACAGAAGAGGAUUUAUACGUGCUGCCAAUAGCCUAAGCGAGAAGGAGCAAGAUUGGCUCGCAGGAAGAGAAAACAUUACAAACGACAAUCUCAGAUGGUUUCUGAACCUCGCAAACAUGACGGAUUUCGAUACUGACGACUUCAUGGAUCAGCUUGCCGAAGAAAGCGAACAUAACGACACUAUUCUGGCUACCCCCAGAAUUGGACUUGCUUUCAGCGGAGGAGGCUACCGUGCGAUGCUUGGUGCGGCCGGCCAAAUCUCCGGUCUUGAUAACCGUACCGACGGCUGCUAUGAGCAUGGUCUGCCUAUUUUAUCGGCCGUUACUUACAUUGCGGGUCUUUCCGGAGGUUCCUGGUUUUUGUCUACUUUGGCCUUCAACAAUUGGACCUCCGCUCAGGACAUUCUGGACCAAACUGGACAGGACAACGCCACCUGGGACCUUACAGACUCCAUCUUGUCUGAUGGUGGAUUGUUCCAUACGCUUGGAUAUUGGAAUAGUAUCAGUGACGACGUUCAGGCCAAAGAGGAUGCGGGCUUCGAUAUCACUCUGACAGAUCCCUGGGGAAGAGCACUGUCUCACCAGUUCUUCCCCACGCUCGAAGACUAUGGUGCCUCGAUGACCUUCAGUUCUAUAAGAGAUUUCCCCGUGUUUAAGAAUUACGAGAUGCCAUUCCCAAUUGUCGUCGCCGAUGGACGAGCCCCGGGUACUGAGAUUAUCAGUUCAAACUCCACUGUUUUCGAAAUUACACCAUUUGAGAUGGGCUCUUGGGACCCUUCUCUUUACACCUUUGCCGACCUCAAGUACAUUGGAACGAAUGUUACCAACGGAAAACCCGUCAACUCGUGCAUUGGCGGAUUCGACAACACCGGCUACAUUUUCGGAACAUCGUCGUCACUCUUCAAUGAGGUGUUGCUGGAGCUCAAUAGCAGUUCGACCUCCAGCUUUUUGGCCUCCUUGUUUGAAGACUUUUUGGACCACAUCGGGUUUGACGAGAACGACAUCGCUGCCUAUAGGCCUAAUCCAUUCUACAAAUCUGAGUGGGCAGCCCUGGACUCGAUCGUCAGCGCUGAGACGCUAGAUCUCGUCGAUGGUGGCGAGGAUUACCAAAACAUUCCUUUGAAUCCACUGUUGCAACCAGAAAGACAAGUUGAUGCCGUUUUUGCAUUCGACAACUCCUAUGACACCGAUACCCAUUGGCCUAACGGAACAUCGCUCGUUUAUACCUAUCAGCGUCAAUUCGGAUCGCAGGCAAACCAUACGGCCUUCCCCUACGUUCCGGACCAGGCAACGUUUUUGAAUCAGAACUUGACAGCCAAGCCAGCGUUCUUUGGCUGCUAUGCUUCCAACUUGACAGAUCUCAUGGACGAACUUGAAACUGACUACGUUCCGCCAUUAAUUAUUUACAUUGCCAACAGACCUUACUCCUACUAUACCAACACAUCCACUUACCAGAUGUCGUACACGGACGACGAAAAAAUAGGCUUCUUCCAGAACGGUUUUGAAGUGACUACUAGAAAUAACCUCACCAUCGACGAGGAAUUCCGCGCAUGCAUUGGAUGUGCAGUCUUGCAGCGUUCCAGAGAGAGGCUCGGCUACUCUUUGGGGGACCAAUGCCAAAGAUGUUUCGAUACUUACUGUUGGGACGGAACUAUUGACACCAAUGAGGCCACUAUCGGCGUCAACUUCACGGACAGUGGUCUUACUUCUCAAUCGGAUGAGACAAACGCCACAAGCGGCUCCGUCAGAUUAGGCACUGAUUAUUUCACUGCCAAGUUUGUCGUAAUGGCUUCGGUUCUCUGUCUGGUUUUAUUCUAG